Messenger RNA from Acanthoscelides obtectus, 874 nucleotides. The record is from the annotation of a GenBank genome assembly. NCBI's taxonomy places the organism in Eukaryota, Metazoa, Arthropoda, Insecta, Coleoptera, Chrysomelidae.
GGUAUUUAUAACUUUACCUCAAAAUAUAGCGCUGACACGGAAGGCCAUAAAGGCGUCUUCAAAUCGCCCUGAUAGCAGCUGUCCCGUAACUUCAAUCCGGAAAAUUUUUGAGACAAAAAGCAAGAUAACUGAGGUAUUUACUAUGGAAACUGACACAGGGGGGUCAGAAAAUGGCGCUUCCACCAUGGCAAUUGAGACGAACUCGAAGGAGCAGACCGUAGAGGAGUUGAGAGUCGAAUUGGAGAUGGUUCUACAGGAGCUGUCAAAAAAGGACGAUGAUAAGAAGACGAAUGAAAGAUUUAUGAUGAUCAUCGAAGCCCAGCAGCGGACAAUUAACGACCUAACAGUUAAAUUAGACCUUCUACUAAAAACCCAGGUUAAUCCCCGCAAAACGGGACGAAACAGGACCGACAUGACACGCUUUCCUCCUCUCCGUCCUCCACCAAAAUCGCAGUCUGAAACGUCUCGUUCAACUCCAAGCGACUCUAAUAAACAGCCUGUGUCUAAUCUAUCGGUUACUUCUUCGCUUCUGACAUCUCAGGUAUCAGAACACACGACUGCACAGCCCCCACGCAAGGUACGUGUUACCCCCAUCGUUCUUCUUGAUACUUCGAGAUGGCGAGGCGUAAAUCACAACUUCAUUUCUUUGGGCAUCAAAUUCGAACGCGCGGUUGCCGUCGAUGCGGUAAUCAGGCUAAUUCCCAAUUCCGAGGAUGAUUACCGUCUCUUCAGGGAGGAAGAGGUGCACCACCACACUUUCCUUCUACCGUCGGAGAGGAGCAUUCAUGCUGUAAUCAGGGGAGUACCUGCGAGACCUUCUGAAAUGGAGAUCAAGGAAGAGUGCCAACAGAGGGGAUAUUCCCCCUGUACAUAA